AUGCAGGAUUCGCUGCAAGAGCGCUUGCGGGAACUACAGGAGAAGGCGAAGGAGAUGGGGGGCAAGGACAUGAAGAGAGCAAGAGCAAGAGUGUACAAGUCCAUCGGCAAGAUCAUGAGCAUGAUAGAAGCUCGGGAGCAGAAAAAGGAAGAUCCCAGCGGGGAAGAUAAGCAGGGAGGUGAAGAGAAGAAGCAGAAGAAGCCUACCAAAUCUGUAAAUGUGGAGAAAACAAGCAGGGUUCCGCCAGAAAAAUCACAGCGAGCGAACAAGAAAGAAGAGAAGAAGAGGCUACAAUUUCUGAACAAGAAGAUUUCGCUGCAUGGCCAGCGCAAGCAGCUCAGCAAAGCACUCAGAUUCUUUCAAACGAUUCAAGACGAAGGCCUCAAACCGACAGACUAUUCCUACACUAGCAUCAUUAAUGCGUACGUCCGGAACGGGGAUAUAGCGGGAGCAGCGAGAAUGUUUGAGGAGAUGAAGUCGAAAGGGAUCAGACCAAAUGUCGUGACGUUUACCACCCUCAUGAAGGGAUACUGCACGGUGGGGGAGAUGGGGGAGGCAAACAAGGUCCUGGAGGACAUGUCAAAGGAAGGCUCCCGCAUCUCGCCGAACAUCCGAACGAUCAACACGUUCCUGAGGGGGUGCGUGCGGACCGGGGCAGUGAGGGAGGCAGUCUCAGUGUUCGGUCGGAUGCGGGGGGAGUGGGACGUUGGAGCAGACGACUCGACGGUCGACUAUGUGACGAGGUUGAUGAGCCAAGGACUGAUGCUCGCUGAAGCCCGAGAGACCCUCGCGCAGCACGGGGAUCUGGGAACAGGAGCCGGACAAGUUGGGCUGGCGCAGAUGGCAGCACUUGUGGGGGAUGUUAAGAUGUCUCGAAAAGCUCUAGAAGACUUCAAGCUUGUCAAAAAUCGGGUGCUUGCUAGGAGAGCAGAGAAAGGAGCUGGAGCUGGAGCUGGAGCUGGAGCUGGAGCUGGAGCUGGAGCUGGAGCUGGAGUGAAAACCAAGAACGUGGAAGACGAUGAUGGGCAAGUGAGGGACAGGGAGGACGAGGACGAGGAGGACGAGGAGGAGGGCGCAGGGUCGAAGGCCAAGAGAGCGUCAGUAGCUCUCUUCCUCAAGCAUCACAUCUCUGAGCUCGAGCGAGAGGCUACUGCGGUCGAGGAUUACCUUGAUCAGCUUGGAGAAAGAGCAGCAGGAGCAGCAGGAGCAGGAGGCAUUGCCGAGCAAUGCUCGAAGUUUCUUCUCCAGUGCUACUCAAGGACGUUGUUCAUGCAUGAGAUCGGAGGGCAGGAGGGGAUGAGAAGCGGGUACUUCAAUCAGGACGCACGCCUAUCAUGGGAGAGAAUCUUUUCCUCCUCCGACAGUUCCCGUGGAGCCUCUGGCGAUCGCUCCCGCCGGCCUGUCAGGAUGGAGAUCUGCUCCGGCAGCGGCGAGUGGAUUGUCGAGCAGGCCAAGACAGAGCAAGCGAGCGACUGGGUCUCCCUCGAGAUCAGGCACGAUCGAUCCCAGCAGCAGACGGUUGUCAAGAUGGCUCUGUCCAAGUUGAACAACCUCGCGGUGCUGGCGGGGGACGCGAAGCUUGUCCUCUCCCGCCGUGUGCCCACCGAGUCCCUUUCUCAGGUGCUGAUCAACUUCCCCGAGCCUCCCCUCUGGAGCGGCGGCGACGGCGAGUCGACACUUCAUCUCCUCACCGCGGACUUCUUCCGUUCAGCUCAUCGCGUGCUGGAGGCGGGGGGCAGCCUUACAAUCCUCUCCGACAACAGCCGCUACAUCGCCUCCGUCCUCGCAACCCUCGCUGACCUCAAGGACGAGGAGGGGAAUGAGCCGCUGUUCGUGGACAGGCGCGAACUGACCGCGGAUUGGAAGAGAUCGCAAGUUGUACGUGACCUCCCGUUGUUCGUCGGCCUGCCUGGGGAAGUCUGCGGGCACUUUGCAAACUCGGGCUCUUACUUUGACAGGCUGUGGAGCAACGGGAUGCACAACAAGAGGUUCUACAUCUUUGUGCACAAGAAUGCAACCAAGGGGGAAGUACCGGACAAGAAGAAGAGGAAGAACAAGGUACAACAAGACCAGGAGAGGCGGGUAAAAAGAUCCAAGAGCUAG
Guillardia theta CCMP2712 is the source of this 2103-nucleotide messenger RNA. RefSeq lists its product as hypothetical. The record is from RefSeq and is a predicted model, not a curated record. The transcript is spliced from 16 exons. The coding region runs from base 1 to 2103 and encodes 700 amino acids. Gene Ontology annotation, molecular function: protein binding; tRNA (guanine(46)-N7)-methyltransferase activity. Lineage: Eukaryota; Cryptophyceae; Pyrenomonadales; Geminigeraceae. Gene Ontology annotation, biological process: tRNA modification.